Belonocnema kinseyi is the source of this 6844-nucleotide messenger RNA. RefSeq names its product 5'-AMP-activated protein kinase subunit beta-2 (gene alc). Lineage: Eukaryota; Metazoa; Arthropoda; Insecta; Hymenoptera; Cynipidae. Gene Ontology annotation, cellular component: cytoplasm; nucleus; nucleotide-activated protein kinase complex. Gene Ontology annotation, biological process: signal transduction. The record is from RefSeq and is a predicted model, not a curated record. The coding region runs from base 293 to 1147 and encodes 284 amino acids. Gene Ontology annotation, molecular function: protein kinase binding. The transcript is spliced from 5 exons.
GUCAUUUAUGGCUUAUUGAAUGAGUCUAGCCUGUCUGAGACUCUUAGAUUCAAUUCGAUUAUGAUGUAUUAAGAGGCCACUAGCAAAGAAGAAAAAUUUACGGUUAGCUAUCGCGUAAUCAGCUGAUAUUUUACUGAAGUAUAUUAACUAAAGGCAACCCGAUCAUUUAACAUUUUUAGGUUCAUUUUAACGCUGAUGUAUGCGGAAUAAGGUGAAAGAAUAUAGAAGAUACAUUAUCUGAAUCUAAACUUGGGGACUCCUUUAAGAAUCUGUAAGGGGUUCAGUCUCAAGGAUGGGUAACGCAGGAAGUAAUCAACCUGUAGGUCACCAUCAUGGCAGUAACACCAGUAGAGAUAGUUAUCACCACCGCUACAGUAAGGAUCAUCCCCCUCCAUCCCCAAAUAAAGACGAUCAGGCUUUUAUUUUCGACAAAAAGGCGAACCAGAAGAUUGUUUUUCAAUCUUCUCACGAAGAGGAAGAACCUUAUUUCACAAAGAAAGAUCUACAAGACUCUGGGAGCUAUGCACAGCGACCUCGUUCAAAUACCGUCUCCGAAGGCACUAAAGUGGCUGACAGUAAAGUACUGCCAACUGUUUUCAAAUGGGAAGGAGGAGGAAAACAAGUUUAUAUCAGUGGAACUUUCACUGACUGGAAAACACUCCCCAUGGUGAAAAGUCAUGGAGAUUUCGUAACUAUUAUCGAUUUGCCGGAAGGGGAACACCAAUAUAAAUUUUUCGUUGAUGGCGAAUGGAGGCAUGAUCCAGGCUUGAAUCUCGUGGACAAUGGAAUGGGUUCAAAGAAUAACUUAGUAUCAGUUAGAAAAUCAGACUUCGAAGUCUUCCAAGCCCUUGCUAAGGACAGUGAAGGAAUUAUCAGUAGUGCUCAAACAGAGUACGGCCAAGAGGUUCCCCCGCAUAAGCCUUGGGAAAAAGCAGCUGGGCCUCCGAUCCUGCCACCUCACUUACUGCAAGUUAUUCUCAAUAAGGACACGCCUUUAUCCUGUGAACCCACACUGCUGCCUGAGCCGAACCACGUCAUGUUAAAUCACCUCUAUGCCCUAAGUAUCAAAGAUAGCGUAAUGGUCCUGUCGGCUACGCACCGCUAUCGAAAAAAAUACGUCACUACGCUCUUAUAUAAACCGAUUUAAAUUAAUUGUAAAAAGUUCAGGCAGAUGGUCUCAGUGCAUUCGAUGUCUUUCAUUUCAUCUAAAUAAAUGUUACACUGCUGAAUUACAAAGUAUUGUGAUAUUUCCUGAUUAGAUGACACUCGAUUACACUACUGCAAUACCUCACAUUAGAGGAAAUACAUGACAAAUCAUCUAAUGAGUUUUAUCCCUUGUGAGCAUCUUUGAUGGAAAUUCUAGUAUCAGUUCUCUUAGAAGUUGAAAGAAAAACCCUAGAAUAUUUUUUGAACAAUUCAAAACAAUAAACAUUUAGGUCUGGUCCUAAAUUUGUAUAAUUAUGAAAAAAGCAACAAACAAAAAAUUAUUUACAAAAAAAAACUUUUUUCACAAUUAUAAACAUUUAGAACCAGGCCCACAUUCCUUAUUGCUUCUUAUUCAGUACCCCAGAUUUUGAACUUGAUCUGUAGCUUCGUGUGAAAAUAAGUUAGGAAAUAAAAAAGUGUUGUUAAGUUAGGAAUCCGGUCACGUUUGACAUCUUUUUUGAACAAAAUUUUUUUAAGAAUUUCCGGCUUUUCAAAUAGAAAUCUUAGAACCCUAUAAAUAUAAAAAUGGGAUCUCUCACUGUCUCUCUUACCAGCCAUGACGUGGCGUCCCCAGUGCCCGAAUCUGAACUCUGAAGUUCGUGCAUACGAGUAUUAUAUUCGUUAAUUAUUUACAUAGUUUUUCACAUUCUGCAUAGAAAACAAAAAUGAAUUGGAUGCAUUUGUAUCAGCAGUAAAAAUUAUUUUAACCGGUAUUCUUAAAGGAUAAGUACCGAUUGCAACCUAUUGGUUACAUAAAUUGAUGUAUCGGGUGUGAACGAUUGGAAAAGGACCGCGCAAAUCAGAUGUAAAUAAAAAUUGGUAUAAAAUCCUUUCGGAUUUUGUACCAGAAUUCACUGCUUUAUUUUGUCGUAUCGUCGAUCAUUCAUACCUUUCGAAAAUUAUGCAAUUUAAUUAAGGGCAAGGAACACUACGCUUUUCUUUCGAGAUCGUUAAUUGACGCCGAGCUGAGCAUAGUGUCCUUAUUUUCAUAAAAGCCCACGAUUUCACGUCGAAGAACACUUGAUUAAUUCUCCACCUGAAAGUUUGUUAAAAAUCACAUCGCUAGAAAUGAAUGCUCGAUAUAUCGACAAAGAAACACAAAGCAACUGUCAGGAUCUCUUGGCUAUUGAAAUAACACGCCAACUGCCACACUGAGACUAAUGACCGUACGCCAUUGACUCUUCUUGUACUGUUUUCAAUAUCUCAGCUGAUAUUGCAGAGUUUACUAUACAUUUAUAUUGCUUAUUAUUUUAUAAUAAAAGCACUUGAUAUCAACAAUUGCUUAUAUUUUUAUAAUUAUUAUUAAAUAAUUAAAAUCCACUACCGAUUUACUGCCAUUCGAAUGAUUAUAAAUCUAGUUUUCGUUUCAGUAUUUACUGAUUAAAACUAGACUUCACCGUUUCAUUCACAGCAAUUGCCAAUCUUAAGUUUUCUGUUGGAUACAACAUCCGCCAAACUCUAUUUUAGAGAGAUUUUAACCGAUGCAUAUGCCCAUGCAAUUAAUUAGAAAACGCUUAUUGGAAAUAUUUUAGGUUACUCGGCCCGAUGCGACUCCAUAGAAUGAACAAUCUAUUAAAUUCGAACUCACCGUUUCACUGCUGCCACUCAGCUGACUGAUUGAAAUUUUUACAAACUGAUAGACCGCAAUUCGUAUGUAACCGCAUUCUUAAAAGUUUCUAUUCAAAAAAAAUUUAUUGAAUCGAUUUUUGCUUUCUGAGAGUGCGUCGCACAGUGUACUAAAGUGAAAAAUCCCAUGAGCGAAGAAGAAUAACUGCAGAAAAUAUGGAAAAGCUUAAAAAAUAUUUUGUUCUUGAAAAUCUAGGUUAAAUUUGUCAUUUUUUUCCAAAAAAAUUGUAUUAGUAAAUGCCAUGGGCGCUCCUGUAUUAUAUUCAAUAUGCUACAAAUAUUUUUAAACUGGUUUUUUUCAUGCAAAAUCGAAAUCCGGGCUUUACAUUAGCCAAGUAUUUGACGAAAAUUCAUCUAUGUAAAGACUAUUCGUCGUGUUUAAGUAUUUUUGGUUUUUGGCGAAUUCAAUAUGGCGGACCAAAAUUGGAAAAUCCAGUUGAUAUGACUGAAAAUUACUGUACAGGAGUUCUUCUUGUUGCUGAUUUCGAAUCCAGAGUUAAAAUGUCAACACUCAAGAUGGAGGGUCCAAUCUGGUGGAACAAAAUUGUGAGAAUAUAACCGAUUUUUAUUACAUAAGGCUAUUCGGGGAAUUUUCAUGUCGAUGAUUUCAAAUCCAUAGUCCAAAUUAAACAUUUUUAAAUGGCGUAUCCAAUAAGGCGGACCGAUCUUGUAAAAAUGAAACAGAUUUUAAUAAAAAGUACACUCAAAUUUAACCUCGAUUUUCAAGGUCAAACCUAUUUUGUGAUUGAAUUCAAUGAACAUGCUUCGGAACAUCCUAACAUGCUUCCCCAUAUUUUCCCUAUAUUCUGUAGUUAUUCAUUCGCAAAUCAAAAAACAUUCAUCCUUAAGGGGCAUUUCUACCGAAAAUUCAACGAUUUGUCACGGACUCUUUCACUUUAGCCCACUGUUCAUCGUCUCAGCGUAGAGUUUUAAUUAUUUCUCGAAAACUAAGGAAGAUCCUAUUUUUAUAUUCACAGGACUUUUAAGGCCAUGUAACGAGUGGGUCACGUGAUGACUAUGUGAUGAUUGGGAGACGUGACCAGAUUCCUACCUUACUGACACUUUGUAUUUCCUAACUUAUUUUCACACGAAACACCACAUCGAGUUGAAAAUUUGGUAUACUAAAUAAGAAACACUAAGGAAGUUGGGCCCGGCACUAUAUUUUUAUAAUUAUGAAACAAAAAUUUUUGUAAAAAUUUUUUUUUUUUGCUUUUUUCAAAAUUAUACAAAUUUAGGACCAGAACCAUCUUUUUCGUGCUUCUUAUUUAUUGUCCCAAAAUUUCAACUCGGUGUGGCGCUUCGUGUGACAAUAAGUUAAAAAAUAAAAAAAGUGUCGGUAAUGUAGGAAUCUGGUAACGUCUCCCAAUCAUCACAUGUCCUUAAAGAAUAUUGUAACCUAUCCCCUGGCGGACCGAAUGAAUGACAAGGGUACGCUAUGGCGUACUCUUAUAGUAUCCACAUAUUAUCCCUGUCGUAUCAUUCAACAAAAACGCAAAAAACAGUAAGAUGAACCUUUAAUUUAUUGGAAUUCGAAUUCUACGUUAAAUGUUCCAUGAGAAGGUUACAGAAUAAUUGCAAUAGUUAUUUUUCAGCGUUAACAAGUUUAAAAUAUACAAUACCUGUCAUGAACAUAGGCUGAAGGCGGCUUCAAGCGGAAGUUAUGACAUUUUUUUAAAUUUUCAAUGCUUCAAAAAACCACUAUUGCAAUUGUUGUGUGCCCUUCUCAUGGUAAAUUUAACGUAGAAUCUAAAUUGCAAUAAAUUAAAGGUGCAACUCACAGUUUUUUUCAGUUCACUAGAAUUUUCAUAAAAAUUACUAACAAUAGAUGUAAAUUAAGAAGAGAUUGUGGAUUCCAAGUUUUUGCUUACCUUUUUUUACGGUGAAAGUCUUCAGAUGAUUUGACAUGGAAUUGCUUAUUAGUCGAUUAAGAAGCAACCACAUUAUGCAAAGACUCAUAGUUUCCCUUCAAAAACUUUCACAUCCUCAUUAAUGUGAGAGGCCACCUGUUACUAACGAAGUAAGCUGAAGUUUUUAGUUAAAGUAGGGGAUUAACAGUAAUUUUAGCAUUAAUGGAACGUUCACUAUACCAGGCUGCAAUACAUUUGCGAAUGUUAAAGUUUAAGGGUUUCUUUUUAAAAAAAAAAGCCUGACGGUGCUACUCUUCCAUAGGCAAACACGUCGGUGACGUCACACGAGAGACAACACAAGCGUGUUGAAAAACGUGCGCAAAGCGCAUUAUAAUUUGAAUUUACUCAAAAGUAAUGAAAAUGAAGAUUUUUCCCGUUGUCGAACCUAUCCGAGAAAUAUUUUAGAGAAAAUAAUUCCUUAUGUAGAAAGAAAUUUUAAAUAAUUCAAAGAAAAUGUGAUAAUUUAAAAGUUUAGACGUAUUCCUAACCCUUUUUUUGUACAUAUGCCAACCGAUCAACUUCUGUGAGAAAAUCUAGUUCUCACUUGUCAAUCUAAAGAAAAACAUUGAAAAGCUAUCUCCAUUGAUAAUCUGAUUGGAAAAUAGAUCUUGUCAUCCGUAAAUUAUUGCGGACGAAUAAUCGACAUUUUUUUUUUUUACUAAUUCGUCCGUCUUUUCUGUCUUAUAAAAUACCAUUUUAAAUUGUUAAAAUCCUCUGAAAUUCACUAAUUUACGCAUUUCCUUAUAAAAAAAAAAAAGAAAUGUUAGAAAUACGUAAAAAACAUCGCAUUUUCUUUGGAUUAGCUAAAAUGUCUUUCUGCCGUAGCAAUUACUUUUCUUCAAAAUCAUUCUUGGACAGGUUCCAGCACUAAAAGCACCUUGCUUUUAAUUACUGUCUACGAAUUUUCAAUUACAGUGAACCGCUUCAAUAGCCCUGCCUUCUAUAGCCGUUCCGAGAGUUGAUGCCGCGCCGCAUGUAGGUGUAACAGGUGCUGCGUGGGGUGCGCGGGACCUGCGGCUGCCAUUCAGGCGAGCAAUCAGGCGUGAACAAACAAAAGCGGAGCGGUCUACAAUGAGUUAGUUCCCACCCACCUUCAGCCCUGAAAUCGGAGCUAUAGAAGAGUUUCACAGUAUUCUUCCUUUCCAUAAGCUCUUAGGUACACUUGUAUGCAUAAGUAGGAAAAAGUGGCGGCCUUGGUCUUUUUUUUCCAAAAAAUUGUAAAUCAAACUUUAACGCAAACAAAUGCAUUGCAGUUUAUGAAGCCUGCAUUGCACCUUAAGUUAUUGUAAAAGAUUGUAAUUAUCAAUGCGAAUACUGUAUUUAUUCAAACAAAAUAGUUUAAAUCGAGACACUUUCAAGCAAGAUGUUUGCAUGUAUAUACAUACGGGUAGAAUUAGUAGAUACUAUAUAUGUGGAUAUAACACGCUUUUUAAUCGUAUAAUACAAGUGGUGUAGAUUUUCCUUUUAUGGCUAAAAUAGUGAAAAAAUCUUUGAAAUAUUCAGAUGCUCUAUCUGCUGUUGAGUAAAACUUGAGGUAAUACAGUGCUCCUUAAACUGGUGUAAAAAGAAAUUAAUCUAGAGCCUAAAUUUUAAUUAUAAUAAGUCGCUGCAUGCUACAGUGUUUUCCUUGAAUAUACUUUUGUUUUCAUGUCAUGAAAUAAUAAUCGUUUCCCAUAAAAGGAAAAUUUUUAUCGUAAUUUUAUAUUAAUUUACCCUAUCGUCGCAUGUGGAGUAUGUUACGCUAAACUUUAUAAAUAAAAUGUAUGAAAACAGUUACUUAUAUUCCUAAGCAAUUGGUAUAUUUAUAUAGUUUGCAAUGUCUUCAGUUUUACCUUGAAUGCUUCUUUAUAUAUUUUGAUGAGUUGCGUUUUAUUAUUGAAAACAUUAUUGUAAUUGUUAUUACAGGCUAAUUUCCAUUAUUAUUGCUUUUUCGGUCACUGUAAAUAUCUUGCAGUCUGUUUAAUUCACCGGUAAAAAAGGCACAAGUUUUGGUGCUUUAAAUUUAUAAUACAUUUUCGAAAUGGCACUAAAUAAUGAUAACAUAUGUGAAUCGAGAACAAUGGAAUUCAUAACUUUCAACGAAUAAAAAACUAUGCUGAUAAUAA